Rhipicephalus microplus (southern cattle tick) is the source of this 972-nucleotide messenger RNA. RefSeq names its product neprilysin-2. NCBI's taxonomy places the organism in Eukaryota, Metazoa, Arthropoda, Arachnida, Ixodida, Ixodidae. Gene Ontology annotation, molecular function: metalloendopeptidase activity. Gene Ontology annotation, biological process: protein processing. The record is from RefSeq and is a predicted model, not a curated record. Gene Ontology annotation, cellular component: plasma membrane.
GAGAAAGCAUCUGCGAUGUAUAAAGCCUGUGUGUCCUUCGCCUCAUCAAACCAACCAGAGACCAUGGAGCUGGUGAGAUGGAUGAACACGAUGAACCUCGACUUUUUGAACAUGAAAAUUCUUCAAAGUGUCGAUCCGGUUGAGAUCAUGGUGCGUGGCUCUCUUGACUUCGGAGUGGGUGUCAUCAUUUCCUUUGAUCCCCAAGACACACGAUUUGACCACGGGAAGAGAGUUAUUGAGAUGAGCUACAGCAGCGAACAAGAAGCCUGGCUACUGCGAAGGAGCAGUAAACCAAAAUAUACGAAUGAGAACGACUACGCCCGGCUUUUCCGUUUAUAUGGAGUAAGGCAUGAUGAAGAUCAGUUACGCUACGCUACGAAAAUACUCGCCUACGAGGAACAACUACGACAGAUCGAGAAAGACACAAUCAACAUGACUCAGAAGCAGUUCAUUGGCAUUUACGAUCUGGGCGAACACACGGCUCCACACGUCACUGGAAAGGAUUGGGAAAAUUUGUUUUACAAGUAUACCGAGGGUACCUACAAGGCGUCGCACCCAAUCUGGACAUCCUACGCAGUACCAGUGUCAUUAAGGAGCUCUUUGAUAACCAAUACGUGGGCAAAACUGGCCUGCAAUACCUGGUUGCUUGGAGCAUCUAUAGGCAGUUGGUCGAGUUCACUGAGCCGUACAGAUACCGCGACGGAAAGAAGGCCGAUGAAGCUUGCUUCGUGCACGUCAAGGACGUCAUGAAUCUAGCGAUCCUUAGCAAGUUCUUCGAGUUGGUGGUUACACCUCAGAUGGUAGAAGAGGUGAGGCAACUGGCGUUUCGAAUCAAGGAUGUCUUCAUUGAAGCCGUGCAAUCUUCAAGCUGGCUCCUUCCCAGUGUUCGAACACGAUUAUUUCAGAAGUUGAAGGAAAUCGAUGUCCUAGUAGGAAGCCCAGGAGAUCAAUUGGAACCCAAGUUCGUCAAAC